Budorcas taxicolor (takin) is the source of this 1098-nucleotide messenger RNA. It is a transcript of the gene VSX1, whose product is annotated as visual system homeobox 1. The transcript is spliced from 5 exons. NCBI's taxonomy places the organism in Eukaryota, Metazoa, Chordata, Mammalia, Artiodactyla, Bovidae. Gene Ontology annotation, cellular component: nucleus. The coding region runs from base 1 to 1098 and encodes 365 amino acids. Gene Ontology annotation, biological process: regulation of DNA-templated transcription. The record is from RefSeq and is a predicted model, not a curated record. Gene Ontology annotation, molecular function: DNA-binding transcription factor activity, RNA polymerase II-specific; transcription cis-regulatory region binding.
AUGACCGGCAGAGACGCGCUUUCCGACGGGCGUGCCAGAAGCAGGGCGCUGGUGCCCGGAGGCCCGUCCACCGGCUCGCGCCCCCGGGGCUUCGCCAUCACCGACCUGCUGGGCCUGGAGGCCGAGCUGCCCGCACCUGCGGGCCCCGGCCCGGGAUCUGGGUGCGAAGGCCCGGCAGCCGCGCCCCGCGUGGGCCCAGGGCUCGGAGGCUCCUGCCCGGCACGCGGAGCCCUUCCGUUGGGCCUCGGUCUCCUCUGCGGUUUCGGCGCGCAGCCCCCUGCGGCUGCCCGGGCACCCUGCCUGCUCCUCGCCGACGUGCCCUUCCUGCCGCCCGAGGGGCCUGAGCCCCCCGCCCCGCGCUUCCCCGGCCGCCCACUGCCCUCGGCCGCCCGCCAGAAACGCAGCGAGAGCGUGUCGACGUCGGAUGAGGACAGCCCUUCUGAAGACAGGAGUGACCGGAAGGCGUCCCCGGCCCCCAGCAAGAGGAAGAAGAGGAGGCACAGGACUGUUUUCACUGCCCACCAACUGGAAGAGCUGGAGAAGGCCUUCAGUGAGGCCCACUACCCUGAUGUGUAUGCCCGGGAAAUGCUGGCUGUGAAGACUGAACUCCCAGAAGACCGAAUACAGGUCUGGUUUCAAAACCGGCGGGCCAAGUGGCGGAAGCGAGAGAAGCGCUGGGGCGGCAGCAGUGUGAUGGCCGAGUACGGGCUCUACGGGGCGAUGGUGCGCCACUGCAUUCCGCUGCCUGACUCCGUCCUGAGCUCUGGGGAGGGCGGCCUGCUGGGCUCCUGCGCACCCUGGCUCCUGGGGAUGCAUAAAAAAUCCGCAGGGACGAUAAGGAAAGCAGAAAGUGAAGAAAAGCUGGCAGGACUCUGGGGCUCUGACCACCUCAAGGAAGGUUCUAGCCCCCAUCAGGCGGGACCCCAGAGGGGCUUGGAGGAAGGCAGUCCUGUGAGCAGUGUGGAAGACGUGGUCAUUGAUCUCUCCAGCUCCACACGCCAGGAGGCUGAGAGAGUGCAGCCGGGGGUCGGGGCCCAAGGACGUCCAGACUCUGAGGGGCUAGAGGGGCUCCAACCUGGGAAGGAGGGGGCCUUAUGA